AAUUGGAAUAUGAACAAAGUCGUAGGGAGUAUGCCCAACGGCCCGAAUAUCAAACUUUGACAGUAGGACAAGUCGUGGGCGGUGGUAUCAAACUAGACUCAAGGAAGAAACACUCCAACAAUGAGCUAGAGGACUAUUUUGGUAGAGAUGAAUAUAACGAAAAAUAUGGAAGUGCUAACAACGGUCGCAUAGUUCAAAAUUGCAAAAACAUAGACUUGAGUUAUAGGACCAAUUUUGACACAGUGUGGGGUUGGUGUUGGACACUAAUGCUUGAGGAACCCAGAGCUUAUGCCGUCUUGGGUAGUUGGCCCACUGUAGGAAAAAUUUUUGAGUUUUGUCAAACAAACAAGGUUAGAAUGGCUAAAACCGUUGUAUUUAAGGAGAACAGAGAAGAGGACAAAGAAAAGGCAUCGAGAGUCCAUUUAUUUUCUCCCCAAAUGCCAAUGAUGGGCACAGAGAUGGAUAUGUCUGUAUUUGUGUCUAAAUAUUGGAGUUUCAAAGCCGGAGGUUUGUUAGGAAAGGAACGAACAAUUUCACCAAUGUCCACUUUUCUCAUCAACACUGGCACUUUUGAACAUGUGCGAAAUGAUGGAAGUGUUGUAGAUAGAGUGAGAACUAAAUUCAUGCAAGGUUAUAAUAAAUACGAGGUUGAGUACGGUUGCUACAGGGGGAUGGAUACUCUCGAAGGUAACGCUAAACGUAAUAUUUGGAGAGAGGAAGGUGUCCCUAAGUUGGAUUUACCAAGUGUACAUCCCACUUUGGACGGACGUAGAAAAUUGUAUGUUGCUGGUGCUAUGCAACAUUGGGGAAAUUUAGCUACUGGGCAACACGUCCGUUUUCCUGCAGCUUGCUCAACACAAAGUAUGCCCUUUGAUCAAGAUCUUGAGUUACCAAGAGGACGUUUACCGAUUAAGGACGGGAUGAGGAAAGAAUACACCCCACCUAGUGAGACUAACAACAGCCCUUGGUCUUCUCCACUUUGGCACCAGGAAGAAUCAGAACCGGAUUACUUCCACCGCUUAGACAACCAAAGGAAGGCUGAGUCGUUGUACGCUACAUACUUAUGUGAUGUAUACAACAAUAAGGGAGAAACAAGUGCUAAAACAUUCAAACCAUCAGGGGGUAAGCAAUUGAAGAAAUAUCACUGCUUUCCAUAUAGGAGAGUGGGUGGUGGUAGUAUUAAAAUAGAAAGCGAUUCGUCCGUUGAAAGUGGCUACGAGAGUGAAGAGGAAUUCAUCCGCGUGGAAGUCAAGAAGCAGAGGAAGCCAAAGUCAGUAUUGUGUAGACAGUACCGAUAUGGUGGUGUAAGCUAUAAGGUCGUAGUACCAGGUAAGAAACCAAAGAAUAAGGUUCGAAAAGCCCAACACCCUGGGCAACAAGAAAGUUCUAAGGUUUCUAGCCAGGUGGACAGCGAUUUUAAAACCAAACGUAAAGAAAGGAAGAAAAGGUUCCAGGAGCUCAACGAAACUCAGCGAUUGAAUCGCAGAUUAGGCACCGCCGGAUAUUGUUAUACUAGGAUCUUUAAACAUCCCACAUGGGAUAUCAUUAAGGAGCUCGGAAAGUGGCCAACAGUUGCUGAAUUAGAAGACUUCGUAUAUUAUAGAAGUUCAAUUGAUGUGUUGGUUAAGGAAAAAGUGCAUGUACAAAUAAAUAAAAUGAGUCACGUAAAAGGAAAGUAUAUUAUCACCUCUGUACACCUACUUGAACAACCCAUUGAUAAGCAAACAACGACUAUGGAAAUUAAGGAAUUUCUCACGAUGGAUAAGGAUCUCAGGGUUGGAGGAUCUGUUGAGGAGGAAAGCAUAUUGGACAAUGGUGAUAGUGGUAUUUCCAUUUCUUCUGAUCGAAAGACGACUGAUGAGAGUACCUUAGCCCAACACCCUGGGCAAAAACUUAUUGAUUUCAGUUCGUCAACCAGUUCAGGGGAUAGUGGAGACAAUUUCACUAUAGAUAAUGUAGGCGUUUUCACUGGUGGGUUAGCGGUUAAUUUUAAGAUUUGUCAAUCUUGUAACUACGAAUUCAAAGAUGUAAAAGAUCGCGAAGAACAUAUCCAAUCCCGGCUUUGUCUUGGCCAUCUAGAUUAUGUUCCGGAAGCUUUACCUGUCGAUGUCGAAGUUAAGGUGCAAACAUUGAUAGAGACUGAGAAGCAAGGAGUUGAGGAAAUUGAGAAACAAACCAAGAGCAAGCUACCUGAAACAUCUGGGGUUAGGUGUGUGGUAGAUAAAGAAGAUCCUUUUAUGUUUGAGAUCUAUAAGAAUCUAGGCGAAGAACCAGUAGACUACGCAAAAUAUGUACCACAGUCCGUGUUAGAAUACAGGGAUCAUCUAGUAACUAGUAGAGAGUCCUUCUCAUUUGCGAGAGAACCCAAGUACCUGUAUACCAACAAGGAAGGGAAGAAGAUUUACAAAGUGCGAGUGAAUAAAUAUGCUGCUCUAAGUGUUUUACCAGAGCGACACCCAUAUCCCUACGCUAAGUUGGAAGACAGUUGCGUUCAGUGGAUACAAAUCUACGUAGAUGAUUGUCGGAAACAUUUGUCUACCUGUGUCCAAAAGAGAGAAUAUGAUGCGGGUAUUAAACAGAAACAUGCAUGUGGUCUAUGUAUUUUGGCUUUCAGGUCCCUAGAUAUAUAUAGGAGAUAUGAUGGAAAUAAGUAUGGAAUUGAUUGUGCUGCCCGAAGAAUGUAUCAUGUUCCCACUUUUCAAGGCGUUAUUGACGCAGAUGCCGCUAGCGGAAAAACAACGUUGAUCCAAACACAUUUGAAGAACGGAGAUAUGGUAAUUGUAGCUACAUCACUACAGGUCCGUCGUUAUGCAAAUUUUGCACACGAAAAGGGGCUUAAGAUCACAGUCACUACGUUCCAGAGCUUGAUGGCUAAUUUUGGAGACUAUGAUGUUCGCAACAUCUAUGUAGAGGAAUACAAGAUGAUGCCUUUCGGAUUUCUGCAGAUGGUCAAAUACAUAAGACAUAUGGGUAUUAUCUGGUUUGUAGGAGACUCGAAACAAGUCACGUGGAAGAAUUUCUCUACCAAGGAUGCAACCUACCAACGUGGAAAUAUCGAGAGCAACAUCAACAUUUCUAUGUGUAUGAAUUUUAGAAGCUUAAGCUCCAUAGUAGCUUUUAACAAUCUAGUAUUUGGUACCGAAUCAAUAGCAGCUAGAACUGAAGAUAUGAAAGAAGGAGAGGUAACUGAUAUGAGUGACACUAUUAAGGUCGUAAUGGAUAAUGAUAAACCUGGCGAUACAUUUGCAUCUGAGUUAGUGGAAACUGAGGGGAAAAUGGACAAAAUCCUAUUAGCUAUAAACAAGCGCAAUUUAGAAGAGAAGCACUAUUCCCAUGUCCACCCCAGUCGCAAAUUCAAAGUGCACUCUUUUCAGGGUAUGGAAGCUGACGUUGUGUGGUUCGUCCACUAUGAAGGUAAAAACGCGUGGCAUUGGAAGCCGUUUCAGAAAGGGGUUGAAUACUUCUAUUCCGGAUGUACAAGGGCUAGGAAUUUCUUAUAUUUACAAUUUCCAUUUGGGUCGCGCAUACAGAAGAUGGUUUCCGAAAUCACUUCUAAAGAUAUUUGUAUCAACCAAAUGGAAAUGGAACACUUUGACCGUAUUAAAGUGAAGCCCAGGCAUACACCUGAAGACAUGUUUGAUGGCGCUUGGGAGAUUUUCUUAGAUGGACACCGCAUUGAGGAGCCAACUGUGAAGGUAGAAGAUUAUUUGGAACAAGCAGAAUCCUUAGACAAGUUCGUGUCUAAAGGGAGUGGUAGUUGGGAAUCAAAAGUUUCCGGACCCCAAAGUGUUACCUUAGCCCAACACCCUGGGCAACAAAAACCAAAGGGAAGGAAAUUAAGGACCCCAACACUGCCAACUAAUGAAUAUAGAGAAGUUUCCACUGACAAGAUUAAGGUGGGAGAGCGAUUAGAAUUCACUGAUGAUGUCGGGAGGAAACACGUUAUAUUUAAUGGCGUGCACUCAGUGUACGACGUCGUUAAAGAAGAUAAGAAGUUGGAUGAGGAAAACCGAAGGAAAGCAUAUAAUCAACGCGAGGUUCAGGCGAGUGUUCUCAAUGCGAAUAAGCAAAAACAGAAAAGGCACGACCCUGGCACAUCAAGCUUACAUAAGCCGAUAGACGGCACUUUCGAUCCCAAUCUCCAUCAAGACCUAAUUAAGUCGUUAACAGGACACCCAGAGUUGACGGCAGAAAGCCGGGCAGAGUUAAGGAAAAUGGGUAAGUUGAGGUAUGACGGAUUGAUAUUUACUCUGGAACACUUCAAGGAGUAUGUUGGAGAGAAGGCGUGUCUUUGGAAUGCUUUGGUUAGAACUCUAAAGAGAUUGUCGAAUUCCACUAAAAGACAAGAGCGUAACAUCGCUUACUCACUUUUUGAGGGUAUGGUGGUGUAUCACGACGAUAUCAUUUAUGGCAAAUUGGUAGAAGACGUAGCCCUGAACGUCAACGUAAAGGUACAUUUCGGUAAAUCAAUAAAUCAUGUUGAAGAAAAUCUUGCCGACUUGUCUAAAGAUGAUAGAGUCUACGAGACCAAAACGUUAAGGAAAUUAUAUAGCGAAGAUAAGGAUCGUAAAUAUUUUGGUGACGAACCCCGCAACCUAAUGACUCAAUCGCAAAUGUUUAAUGCCUUCUUAUCGAAGCGUUAUGAGAAUGAAAAACCUCACGAGCAUAGGAAAGUAGAAGUCUCGUUAGCCAAAGGCUUCGGAAACACGCCUAAGGAAGCAAAGAUCACAAAAUUAUUUUGGUUUGAUAUUGACCAAACGCCUGAAUUUUUGAGGAAAUACAAGGAGGGAAAGGAGAGACAAACUAGGAAAAUGAUGGAAGCUGCCAAGAAGCAACAAAUUGUAGAAAUUCAAUCAAUUACCAGCGAGUGUCCGUGUGGCAAAGAUGCAAGAUGGAUGGUAGAAUGUGGUUGUGGAUCAGAAUAUUACUCAUGUGGAGAAUUGGACAGUAAUGGUGGCGUUUGUGGUAGAGCUAGGAAAUAUCGCUGUUCGGACCAAGAUUGUUUAGAUAUAAUACCAUUUAAUGACUGGGUGCGAAUUACAAAGUCAGUGGUUUCAGCUAAGACAAACGUCGAAGAUAGAGAUCUGAUGUCAGAAGUCAUUGACCUUAAUGAUGAGUUGCCCAGAUGGGAAACGCAUGCACAAUGUUAUGGAUGCCUUAAGGAAUUCCCAAAGGUUUCAGGUUAUAUGUCUAAAAACGAGAAGUGGUAUUGUAGUUUAGACUGCAAGGCCGGAAGAAAUCCAAAGAUCUAUGCUCAGGAACCAGCGGAGGAAACACCAAUAGUUAUGAAGGUCAAACCGCUGAAUUACGAACAAGAAUUCCCAGUUUUAAGAAGAACCAUUUCCAAAAGUGCACUCGUGCACAAAGGAGAUGACUCUGCUCAAAGCUCAGUGUCAUCUAAGACCCUAGUGGAAUCGAAGGAAGAGAUCAAGGGUUCAGAAAUUAUGGCCACCAAAGCGCCAAUACUUGACUUU
Molecule: messenger RNA, 5474 nt
Organism: Ambispora gerdemannii
Lineage: Eukaryota; Fungi; Glomeromycota; Glomeromycetes; Archaeosporales; Ambisporaceae
Source: the annotation of a GenBank genome assembly